ACGCGAAACAGCUAAAACCCUAAACCCAAACACUGAUGAAUUUCCUCUCCGGCGCUCGCUCCUCCCACCUCCGCCGCCACCGCCGUCGCCACUUCCUCCAACUCCGCAGCCUAUACGACGGCGUAUCCGCCUUGAAAUGGCCUCGUGACCGCGGCCUCGACCACGCAGUGGUGCGCGACAAGCUCCUCAAGCCCCUCCUCAAUCUCAAAAACCUCAUCAUUUCCGAGCCUUCGAAAUCGAUUCCGCUCACGCUCAUCACCGAAUCGAAGGAAGCCAUAGGAAUCCCAUUUCGCCCAAUUGAAUUCAUCCGGAAAUAUCCUUCAAUUUUCGAGGAAUUCCAGCCGGGGUCCCUCAACAUCCAGCCCCACAUCAAGCUAACCCCUAAUUUAAUUUCUCUCAGCUCCGAGGAAACCCUGCAUUACCAGAGUGUGAAUUACAAGCAAGACGUCGCGAGCCGCCUCUUGAAGCUGUUGAUGGUGAGUAGGAUCAAUAAAAUUCCGAUCUCUGUGUUGGAGCGAUUGAAAUGGGAGCUGGGUUUGCCUCUAGACUAUGAGAAGGCUUUGAUUCCCGAAUUUCCGGAUUACUUUAGAGUGAUUGGUGGUGAUGGUGAUUUGGGGGAAAAUGGGAAAGUGCUUGAGUUGGUAUGCUGGAGUGAUGAGUUUGCUAUUUCGGAGGUGGAGAAAAAGAGGGGAAAGAGUGGAAAGAUUGAGUUUUUGCUGCAGUUUUCGAAGGAGUUUGAGAUGGAUAAGAAGUAUAAGAAGUGGUUGGAUGAGUGGCAGAAGUUGCCAUAUGUAUCGCCCUAUCAGAAUGCUAUGCAUUUGGGGUCGAAGACGGAUGAGUCGGAUAAAUGGGUGGUGGCAGUUUUACACGAGGUGCUUAAUCUGUUUGUUGGGAAGAAGGCAGAGAAGGAGAAUCUGCUUUAUUUGGGAGAGUAUAUGGGGCUGAGACCGAGCUUCAAGCGCGCGUUUUUGGAGCAUCCGGGGAUUUUUUAUGUGUCGAGUAAGAUUGGGACGCAUACUGUGGUUUUAAGGGAGGCUUAUAAGAGGGGGAUGUUGAUUGAGAGACAUCCUUUGAUGGGUAUGAGGUCGAAGUAUAUUCAGCUGAUGAAUGUAGUGAAGGAUGAUAAUAAAGCGAAGAAUGCACAGCAAAAGAGAGGUGCUGAUGUUAAGAAAAGUGAAGUGGGGGAUGCUGAGGGAGUGGAGGAAGAUGGUGAUGUAACGUAUGAUGAGAGUGAUGACGAUGACGAGGUUGGAAAUGCGGGUAAAAGAGGGAGGCAGGAAGUUGAGGGAAGAGUCUCGGAAAGGAGGAAUACUAGAGAUGCUGUUAGGACAGUAGGAAGUGACAAUGAGGAAAUUGUAUUGGAAAGUUCAACAAGGUCUUCGCGGAGAAGAAACGCUCGUGGUGGUGAAAUGCGUGACUCCUCCUCUGACGAUGAGAGUGAUGAUUGUGAGGAGGGCGAUGUGGUUGUAACUGUGGCUAAAAGAGUGAGGCAUGAGAGGAAGGGCAGAGAUUUCGAAAGAAGGGAUGCUGGAAGUGUGGGAAGGAGGAAUAACGGAAGAGGCGCUGAAGAAAAUUCGUUGAGAAGGUCGACUAGGAGAACAAAUGGCCGAGAUCAUGAUGAUGGUGAUGAGAGAAAUGUGACUAAUAGAGGGAGGCAUGAAAUGAAUGGUAGAGAUUUCGAAAGGAGGAACACUAGUGGUGAGGGAAGGAGGACAUAUGGAAGAGGCGCGGAAAAGAAUAUGUCAAAAUUUUCAACAAGGUCUUUCAGGAGAGCAGAUUCUCGAGAUGAUGAUUCUAAUACUCGCAGAAGGUUUACGAGGAAAUCAAAUUUCUCUGGAAAUGGGGCUCGCUCUGAGACAGGGCGGAGAUCCACAUAGCGGAAACUCAAACUGAGCAGCCUCAUGUAUUUGGUUUGCUUUUGCAUUACAGUUUAUGAUUAUUUGCAACCUUCAACAGAGCUAUUCACUUGAGUUGCCUGGUUAUUCUUGUUGGCUUGAAGCAAAACAGUUGUUAUUA
Salvia splendens (bonfire salvia) is the source of this 2016-nucleotide messenger RNA. Its product is annotated as protein WHAT'S THIS FACTOR 9, mitochondrial. Gene Ontology annotation, molecular function: RNA binding. The transcript has a single exon. The record is from RefSeq and is a predicted model, not a curated record. NCBI's taxonomy places the organism in Eukaryota, Viridiplantae, Streptophyta, Magnoliopsida, Lamiales, Lamiaceae. Bases 36 to 1877 code for a protein of 613 amino acids.